AUGGGCAGAUUGGCUGCCCGGCUGGCCCGCACGCCUGCGAUACCCCCCGAAAACGUCGCGGGCUCCCCGCCGCCGAGGGCGAUGCCGUCGCUGGUCCUGCAGGCGUCCUUCGACGGGGUCUCCAGGAGAAGAAAACACGGCACAGACAUAAACUUUCGGCGUUCUCAGAGGACUCGGCUCGGCGUCGCUCGGACGUGCACGUUUUUUUCCGGCGGGACCCCCGAGCAGCAUCCUGGGUCAUCCGGCAAACACGCACUCGCGAGACCGACGAAUGCACGGAGAAUGGGCGUCCGAGCGAUGGAACGAGGAGGACAAGGUAUCGAUACUGCUACGCUUCCCUCGCACCACGGCCGGAUCCGCCCGCCUCGAAGCCAGGUGAGAACGCACUCCAGCAGAGGUCCGCGCAGUGGCCGUAUGGGUAUCUUUUUGUUUCCGUUCUCGCGGCUUCCUUGGAUGGGUGCCGGACCCCCUGCCUGGCGUGCGCAGCGCGACAGGGGCGGCGCUGGCGGCGCCGCCAGGGGGGUGCUGGUGCUGGACGUGCGCGCCCGACUGCUCGCCGGGCGCCUCUCGCGCCUGCUGGGCGUCACGGUCUCCGCGGCCGACGCCGUGCUGCCGGGGGGCCAGCUGCUGAGCCGCGCGGGGGCCGCGGAAACUUGCGCGGGCGCGUUCGGGAGCACCGCCAGCGGCUGA
This is a messenger RNA of Prorocentrum cordatum, 690 nucleotides long. The record is from the annotation of a GenBank genome assembly. Lineage: Eukaryota; Dinophyceae; Prorocentrales; Prorocentraceae.